This is a messenger RNA of Acaulospora morrowiae, 557 nucleotides long. Lineage: Eukaryota; Fungi; Glomeromycota; Glomeromycetes; Diversisporales; Acaulosporaceae. The record is from the annotation of a GenBank genome assembly.
AUGGACUUUAAAUCGAUCCUUGAUUCCCUCGAUUCUACAAUAGACGAUGACAAAUUCUACGAUAACUUAUAUGGUAUUCUGGGAUGUGUUCCAUCUAGCACUUCGGAUCAGAUUUCUACAGAAUAUAAAAAGCUGGUUUUAGGUUGUCAUCCUGAUAAAUUUCAGAGCCCUGAAGACAAGAAAGAAGGUUUGCCUAUUUAUAUCUUUCUUGUGCAUUUCACCUCCGCACGUCUUUCUGCUCACAAAUCUCCCGACAUAUUCACUCCUGCGCAAAAAGCUGAAACAAAAUUCCACCAGCUCACGACAGCCUACAGAAUUCUCUGUGACCAAACCGAACGAACACAAUAUGAUCGAUGGUUGACUGGAUCGAUCAGAAUUCCAUACAAGACGUGGAGGGAGAUAGUUGUUAAAAAAGGACAUGCCGUUCACUGGAAACAACCGAAACAACAACUUCAAAUUACCACUCAAAAUUCUUCACCUAACACCACUACCACAAUUGGAUCAUCCAGUACUGCGACUAUACCACUUUACGGAAAAGGAAAUAAUCAGGAUGAAUU